CAGCCACAGUCGUCGCUAUCUAUUCGCUUUAGGCAGGCGAAUACUUAAGAUACCCUCAGGGGCACACCCGCAGCAGCCCACUAAUUUUGGUAACGAACGCACACGAUACGACGAUACACACACGUCAUCGCUUGUACCACUCAGCUUGUUACUUACUUGCUUCUUCCUCUCCAUUCUCGCAGCUUGACCAUUCCACUCGGGCCAAAUAUUAUAUCGCACGCCAUAUCAGAUCUUGGCAGCUUCAUAUAACGAGUGAACGCGGCAUUUGCCUUGAUGCGGUCCAUCUCGUUCAGGCGACCUGACCCUCAUAUAUAAUGGCUCGCCCAUUUCAGAACCCUUACGAGCCGGUGGAUUCUCCCGGCGCCGAUAACCCUUUGUCGCCCCAACCACGUGGCGGCACACCCAUAUCAUUUAAAACGAACGUGAAUCGCGCGAAGACAAAGCGCUGGGUUGAAGCGAAGAAGAUCUCUUACGAUGGCAAUGACUGGGGUGACGAUGAGUACGAUGAUUACGACGAGGAUCUGACGCCUCCUCUACCGCAACAGCAACAACAACCUUUGAAUCAAAGCACUGGGGACCUCCCAAGUGUAUCGUCAAGAAACAUACCUAAGCCCUGGGCUCUUGGAAUGGAUCGCUCUCGGUCAAUGGACCAGGUGAUGACGCUAGGGGCCGGUCCUGCGGCGGAUAGCCGUAGUCGGUCAACCGAUCGCAACGCAGAAGAACAGAAUUACAACCUCCCAUCACGCCCAGGCGACAUCUAUAGCCGGUUACGCGAGCAGACAGCGAGGCCAGGCAACCCUCCAAGCCUGAGUCGGGCCUCCACGGAACCAGCACCUAUAACCAGCCCGGCAGGACAGGAAGCACAAGGCAAGCAACCCGAGAACGAGAGUGUUCCUUCCAGACCUCAGAACGAUGUUCCUAUUAUUGGGCUCCCAGAUGUCAGACGUCUCUCAGGAUUCGGCGCAGAUCUCACGGGUGCUCCUUCGUCUGACGCUCAAAAGGACCAAUCCGCAGAACCACAGCAGCAAGAUCCUCAAUUACACCAUCACCCCUCCGUCGGAUUCCGGUCGGUGGUUAAUCAAGCUUUCGAUGUUCCAGAGACACCCAGCACUACCAUCGAUAGCAUUGCACGGUCGGAUAGCAAUAGCACGUCGGUAAUAAGCCCGAUCAUUCCUCCUCGUGGCCCAAACGAGCAGACGCCAACGAUUGAGGAAGAGCCGGAAAGUUCAUCUCCACCGAGAGGCUUUAAGCCUGGUCAUCGCCGUGAUCUGAGUGUUCCCAGUCCAGAUAAUAGUCCUUUGAGAAGGCCAAUAAUCACCAAUAACGAUACCAUCGCUCCCGAAUCAUUAGCAGAAAUGUCAUCGGACCCUCCAUCUGACUCACCUCAGGACCAGUCCACGCCAACAUAUCAACAAUCCACCAUGCAACCAACUACCACAACCGCGGAAGAUCGACCUGCACCGCUCAAAAUCAGUGGUAACAUGUCUCCCCCUGAAAACUCCAUUCCCGCCAUUGUUCCCUCCCUGAGUACGGAAAAUUCCCCGCAAGACACCGAGAGUGACCGAUUAAGGAAGGAGAUCAUUCGUUCAUUGAGUCGGGAGAACACUCCAUCUGACGAACCGGACCCACAAGACCGGUCCAGGCCACAAACAAGUCGGCAGGAUAGUCUCAUUCCGAGCGAAUACGAACGAUACUGGAACGAAACAACUAGUGCCAGUCCCCAGGAGUUCAAACCCGUCCUUGGAUACAACUCCGCACAGAACGAGUCCCAGGAUUUAUACUCCAGUAGCCCACUGCAGGCGUCUACUCUAGCACUAAAUGCGGCUCCGCAAGACACAACCCCUAAGUUGAAGAGGCGAUUUUCUUGGGAGUCUGCCUCCUCCGAGGAACAGGCUGCGCCCGCGACAGAGGUCCAAUCCCCUCCUGUAGGGCCAAUCCCCGGGCAAUUCCCUGUAAUUGAUGAGAAUAGUGUUCAGCCAUCGCCGGAGCCCGACACUGUGGCUCCGCCAGUUGAGACACAUGAUGAGGCUGGCCGUGAUCAUGUGCCUGAGAAGCCUAAGUUGACGAUCAUCCCCCCGUCUGCCACCGAUGAUAAUAGCAUCGUUUCGGGUCGACAUCUUCCAGAAGUUGUCAAUGCCCAAACCGUUGGAGAUGCCUACUCCCCAGCCGUUGCAAACCAGGAUGCCGUAGCGUCUACGUCUGCACCCACGCAGUCGCCAUCUAUCGAAGCAAGCUUGCUUGGCUUCCGUGAGAUCCUCGAGUUGAAGACCUCCGACGAACGGGUGCAAGCGUUCAACAAAACCCGAGACCAGUUUGUGACAAUCGAUACCGGUCUAAAUAAUUGGCUCCGGGUUACGAUCCAUGCUCACCCUGAAUACGCAGAUGUUGUGCAGCAAAGCUUGAAACAGACAACGGAUGAGUCCAAGUACCCCGUACCCCGGGCCAAAUUCCCUAAACUGUCGUCUCUUGGGAACCUCGUGUCGUCUCACCAGGAAGGGUCGUCCGGCUCGGGCCAUGUUAGACGUCCUUCGACUCAUCUUGGUUCCAUGAUGAAUAAACAGCAUGUGGAACAACGAGGGAAGGAUUUCCUCCACACCGCUGGUGUCUUCGGCGGUAAAGCUGGCGAGGCCGCCAAGGGUCUAUUUGCCAAGGGCAGGAGUAAAUUUAAAGGUGGAGGGUCAGACAAGGGGUUUGAAUCGAGUCGUGGUUAUCGCAGGAAAUUCUCCUUCUCAGAACUUGUUCUAGACCUAGCCGAAGAGGACCACGACAAGCGACGGACGGUCCACUUUGGAAGUCUCCCCGGGAUGAAUGGCGCUCGAGACAGCCAAGUGAAUCGGUUGAGCUUGGACAUCAAGCGCAAACAAGUCCCGUCGGUCUCGGCGCGUAGACCGGUUGAGGGCGCGGCAGCAGACACGGGAUAUCACACGGAUCCUGAGCCAUCCGCCAUCCAUAGCCACCGCUCCGGUCUUACUCAGGAUCUGGACAAGGAAGUGAUUGCUGCACUCGGCUUCAGUGAUGCGGAUUCACGAUCAGGUCAAUCAGGUCCUGCAUUGUCCUAUCGAAGUACCGCUGGAGCGAUGGCGGAAUUGGAGGCGUCUGACUCUGGCGUCCUGGCGCAGACAGGGUCCCAGGAGCAUUGGGAGUUGCCUGGAGAGAGUGCAUCCUCGGCGCAUCGAUUAGCGCCCGUGCAACCUGACAGGGAUUGUCCUCCCCGAAAGCCUUUGUCGAGGAGGAGCGAAUCUCCCCCGAUGACCCCGAUUCAGGUGGCAAUCAAUGACGCGCCUCUGUUGAUCCCCGAGUACAAAAGCGACCAGCGGGACAUUGGCGACAAAAUCCUGUCGUGGACGGAGCAGGCCAACAGCAUUGACGAUCCCAUGGGCCAGCAAAAUAACGUUCAGCCACCACCUGCGCGCGACGAGCCGUCUCCCGAAUGCGAGCCGACGACUACUCGGGCACCGUCGUCGAUGGGGAAACGGUUCUACUCCUCAGUCAUGGAAAGCAAAACUAGGGACGUCCCACGUAGCAACGACGAGAUUAAUAAGGCAACACUGCUAGAUCCGAGUCACCAUCGGCGGGGCUCCAGCGUCCAAGUGCGACUCCAACCAGUGCCCUCCGUCUCAUCCUUGGGCACCCUCGAGGCUGAUCGAGACCCACCACGGCCAUUGCGCCAAGUACUCGGCCCGGCGAACUCGUCGCGAGUGUCGUUCUUGUCGGAUGGGGGCGAGGGUCAGCACCAAAGUCUUGGCGGCAUACUUAGACCCGAUCAUCGAGGGCGCAGGCCGAAGAGCCCCUGGCCAGGCGAUGAGGCUGAACAUGCCUCGCGCCGACUUAGCGGUGUCUUUCGACCUCUUCUGUCAGGCAGUAGCAGACCCCGCGAGACUUCCCAAUCGACCGACCAUGCUCGCUCCAACCCGCCCGUCCAGCCUGCCUCAAAGCAAGCGCCACCGCAGACCGCGUUAUCAACAAUGGAGAAGCUGAAGGUUGUCGGCAACAAAAUUCGUCGCCCUUCUCGGGGCUCUGAAUCCCACAGUGACAAGACGGGUCAGCCACACCGGAAGGCGUUGGACAAAAUCAGUGGCUUCUUCAACCGUCGAGGGGAACAUGCCCGGCCCAAAUCCAGAGCGGCCGAAACCCACGUUCCACCCGUGGUGCACAUCCAGCGUCAGGCCCAUUCAAUGGACCGGCUUUAUCCCGUCUCAUCACAGCGCACGUCCACCUCGGAUCACUCUCACCUGCCCUCUACCGAGUUUGAUCGCCCCCGAUCAAAUAUCGAGAACCACUCCUUCCAGGGCCAACGUCCACCCGCAGAAGGAUACUUCGCUCCGGAAUCUUUCUCACGGCUCAAUGAUCCCCCCGAACCCGGCACUCCCUUGACGCAGCAGAUCACCGUCGAAGACGUGGCCAGCAAUACCAUCACGAGUAAUCGCAUUCCGUCGCCGACCGAUUAUUUCCGGCAUCGACACAGCGGCAGUGGCAGUGGUAGUGGGAAUGGUCGACUCACACCCCAAUCACCGCUCUUCCGACCACCCACAACGCCGCAAACCCCCCAAUAUCAACCACCCCCGGUCGCAUCCCCCAUCGCCUCCCCCGUCGGUCCCGCCCCACAAUCCCCACCGUCCCGCGGCCGUUCCGAAGAAAGAUCCUACGCCCAAGACCUAAACAUCCGCUCCCGCAGCCCGAAAACCUUCGCCCCGCGCCCGGACGAAAGACACAUCCCCAGCACCGACACCUCCGACCCCGCCUACCACCUGGGCAUCUUCCGCCGAAACCCUCGCACCAGCCGCAUCGGCGACCAAGAACGACCCUGGAAACUGACCAUCCCCGGCGAAUCCGACGAGGACAAACCCUCGGACAACGCCCUCGCCUGGCGCCAGCAGACCACCAAGGGCGUCCUCCAAUGCGGCAGCGACCGACUACCCACCUACGAAGAGGACACCACAGACCCACCCCAGGAAAAUCUCCGCGACGAAAAGCCCCCUCUCAGCGACAUCCCCGCUACUACUACAACUCGUCCCGCCAUGCCCCUCUCCCAAUCCACGGGGAACAGCCACCCCACGCGCGGCGAAGGCCGUGUCCUCAACAACGACGCCCCGGUCGAGUUGCCCGUCCAGACCGAUGACGAUUCCAGCGAAGAGAUCAUGAUGUCGAGCACGGCGUAUCCGGGCCAGGAGUGGAAACCAGUUGGGUUCUCCGGGUGGGAGUAGCAGAGAGAAUCGCUUUAGUUUCGCUAGUUUGUUCGUUGGCGUGGUAGAUACCCUUUUGAUCUUUCUUUCUUUUUUCUUACAUAUAAUCUUUUCCGGGGUUAAUAUUUUAGUUCUGAGAUACUGUACUCAUAUUUGACUUUUGCUGUCUGGAGCAUAGCGAGCUUGAGCUUUUGGACAUAUUUGAUGAAAUGCUACCUAUGAGGAAUGAGAUAUAUGUUUUAACCUAAACG
Molecule: messenger RNA, 5434 nt
Organism: Aspergillus pseudonomiae
Lineage: Eukaryota; Fungi; Ascomycota; Eurotiomycetes; Eurotiales; Aspergillaceae
Exons: 5
Coding region: 315-5204 (1629 amino acids)
Source: RefSeq, a predicted model, not a curated record